UCAACGACGAGGAAAGAAAUCCUUGUGGAAUUCGCACGUGCCACGACCCCAACCCUCGCACGUGCCAUUUACGACCCAAACCCCCCACUCUCUCUCCUACUGCAAACAUAAAAUCAUACAUUUUCUUGACCAUUUUGCUUUGGUUUUCAGCCAAAAUUUCCACCAUUUUCUAGGUAGACUUGAAAGUCUUGGAUUGAUUUUCCAGAGACUUUUCGUUCAAUAUUUGCUAAAGGAGAUCGACCGGUCUUCCGUUUAAUAUUUCUCAAAUCUCUUGUAGAAGCUCACGAUGUCGAUAAAAACUGUCAAGGUUAACAACGUUUCUUUGGGAGCAAAUGAGAGAGACAUCAAGGAGUUCUUUUCUUUCUCUGGUGAUAUUGAAUAUGUCGAGAUGAUGAGUGAUAAUGAACGAUCUCAAAUUGCAUAUGUUACCUUCAAGGAUGCGCAAGGAGCCGAGACUGCUGUCCUCCUCUCGGGAGCUACUAUUGUUGAUAUGUCGGUGACAAUUACUCUGGCUCCAGAUUAUGAGCUGCCACCAGCUGCUUCAGCACCCCCUGUAACAGAAAAUAAGGCUCCUGCAGGAGGUGAAUCGGCAAUUCGUAAGGCAGAGGAUGUGGUUAGUGGCAUGCUUGCUAAGGGAUUUGUAUUGGGCAAAGAUGCUGUUAACAAGGCAAAGACUUUUGAUGAGAAACACCAGCUGACAUCAACAGCCUCAGCCAAAGUUGUUUCUUUGGACAAAAAAAUUGGGUUAACUGACAAAAUAACUGCUGGUACUUCUUUGGUGAGUGACAAAGUUCGUGAAGUGGAUCAGAAGUUUCAGGUUUCAGAAAAAACCAAAACAGCUUUUGCAGCUGCUGAGCAGAAAGUUAGUGAGGCUGGAUCUGCCAUAAUGAAGAAUCGUUAUGUUUUCACUGGGGCAUCCUGGGUUACAGGUGCUUUCAGCAAGGUUGCCAAAGCAGCAGGAGAAGUCGGUCAGAAGACAAAAGAGAAAGUGGGAAUAGUUGAAGAGGAGCAGAAAAGAAAAAUAGUGGAUGACUAUGCCCAAGUUCAUCUCUCCGAGUCUCCUAAAGCAUCUGCACCGAGUGAGCCGAAGCAAUCAAAGCCAGAACCUGCUCAAGGUUUGAUCCUUUGAUUUGAACUUGUGUAAAUUCCUUGAAAACAUUUGGAUUCAGUUGUCUUUGAUAGCAUUUUUCUUCUAGCAUGAAGUGGCGAGUGUAGGACAUUUACCAAAUUACUUGGACAAAAGCUGCAAUCUAUGUUUUUUUACCUUUCAUAAGAAAAAGGUAAAAUAAACAAAACUUACUUUUGUGA
This is a messenger RNA of Humulus lupulus (European hop), 1308 nucleotides long. Its product is annotated as binding partner of ACD11 1-like. The record is from RefSeq and is a predicted model, not a curated record. Gene Ontology annotation, molecular function: RNA binding. Lineage: Eukaryota; Viridiplantae; Streptophyta; Magnoliopsida; Rosales; Cannabaceae. The coding region runs from base 287 to 1129 and encodes 280 amino acids. The transcript is spliced from 5 exons.